This is a messenger RNA of Hemibagrus wyckioides, 1491 nucleotides long. RefSeq names its product X-ray repair complementing defective repair in Chinese hamster cells 4 (gene xrcc4). The transcript is spliced from 9 exons. The record is from RefSeq and is a predicted model, not a curated record. Bases 307 to 1326 code for a protein of 339 amino acids. Lineage: Eukaryota; Metazoa; Chordata; Actinopteri; Siluriformes; Bagridae. Gene Ontology annotation, cellular component: DNA-dependent protein kinase-DNA ligase 4 complex; nucleus; DNA ligase IV complex. Gene Ontology annotation, molecular function: DNA binding. Gene Ontology annotation, biological process: immunoglobulin V(D)J recombination; response to X-ray; double-strand break repair via nonhomologous end joining.
GGUGCCCGUCGGGCGCAUACAAAAUUCUCAAAAAUACGACGUAAGUGUAGCUACUUAACCAGUUAACUUUCACACAUAUAUUUGAUCCAUAUAUAAUCCAGUAAUAAUCACAAUCACUUUGCCAUCGAACCAUUUGGCAGCUGACACAAAGACAAUGACUCUAAAUACUGCCAAUACAACAGAUUGGACAAGUCAAACACCACCUUACCCAUUUGAGCAUGCAUUUUGCCUCCUGAAGAGGGGACUGAAUGGAGGACCCCCACAAAAUGAAAGAAGCAUGGAAAAUUUAAAGUGACUGCAUUUGUCAUGAAGGUCAGUGUACGUGAAAUAUCUAUAGCAUCUAAACCUGAGUGCACAUUCUACUUCAAGUUACAAUGGGACAAAGACCUGGGAGCUGGUUUUGUUGUUGUUCUCUGUGAUGGUGUCUCUGCAUGGAGUGGUGAAGUAUCAGAGGAGGAUGUCAGCAGGGAGGCCCAGGAGAUGGAGAUACCAAGAGAGAAGUAUGUUAGUGACCUGCAGCUGAUACUGACUGGAGAUGUACAGGCAGACCAGAGCUACAGCUUUCAUCUGGCCCCUGAGCAAUCUGGAAGCCAUAUCUUGCAGCUAUCUUAUGAGAAAAUUCAGAGUAACAUGUCGUUCAGGUUUGGCAUGGUGGAACUGCUACCUGUGCCAGAGCCUACUAAAGUCAUAAAGGAACUAAUUUCUUAUAGCUUAGAGUGCAGUGCUCACCUGGAAGCUGUGAAACACAAAAUACAACAGGAGAACCAGAGACUGAGGAAUAAGCAGGAGCAUAUCACUGCAAAAAUGGAGAAAUAUAUCAAAGAGAAGGAGAUAUUAGAAAGAGAGCUGUACAACCGCUUUGUUCUGAUCCUUAAUGGGAAGAAGGCCAAGAUCCGCACUUUACAGGAGAGGAUAAAACAGCUAGAGAAUACUAUACAAGAAGAAAAGCACAGCUGGAAGAAAGGGGAAAGCUGUCAUAGAGAAAAACAUCAUGCAGAUGAGAAAAUUGAAAACAGUGACUAUGGAAACACCACAGAUGAGGAAGAGGAACCGAAAACUCAGAAUUUCAAACCAAGGAAUCAAGUGCUGGCAAACAACCCAGUGGAUGACAGUUUAAAUGACAUUGCGGAUGUGGCCCCAAGCCGAAAACGGCGUCAACGUGGCUUUCCAUCCUUGGAAUCCCAAACCAAAAAAACAGCUCUGGGAAAGAGAAAAACCUUAAGGAAUAAUCUGCAUGAAGAAACCAAAGCAGAAAUGAGUAAAGUUCCAUUUCAGCAGCCUACACAAGUCAGUCCAGAUCCUGAUGACCUGUUUGAUGACAUCUAAGUGCCUUUAUGUUUGUGACACAUUAUUCAAUAAAUGAAUUUGUGGGUUAAGAUUAAAGCGGGACUUUACAUAUAUAGCUUAGACGGUGAACAUCCCAACAGACAUUUUAGCAUUUGUAUUUGUUAAAGACAUAAUAAAAUUGUUUGUAUGUAUAUCUUUAUUGAA